Molecule: messenger RNA, 2142 nt
Organism: Zasmidium cellare ATCC 36951
Lineage: Eukaryota; Fungi; Ascomycota; Dothideomycetes; Mycosphaerellales; Mycosphaerellaceae
Exons: 1
Coding region: 1-2142 (713 amino acids)
Biological process (GO): potassium ion transmembrane transport
Cellular component (GO): plasma membrane
Molecular function (GO): potassium ion transmembrane transporter activity
Source: RefSeq, a predicted model, not a curated record
AUGGGCUGUGGAGGCGACCGAGAGAAAGGUCCCCCAGAAGAGGCGGCCAAAUGGGACUACCUGACACUGGGCGAUUUCCGCUGCACUUCUGGCUGGACAUACCCUGCCUACGUAUGGCUGUGGUUUAUGGCGAUCGUGGCAGUGGCUGUCUACGUCGUCGACACAUACACUGCUGUCAAUUUGCUGGCAUUCGACAACUGGAGCUCGCAAGUCAAGCCUGCGGUCCCCAUCAAAUACUCCAAAUGGAUCUUUGCAGUCUGUAUCCUGCUCUCCUGGGUGCUCUGCGUCUAUGAGUGGAUCAGAGCGAUUCGUGUCAUCAGACGCGGCGGCGUUGCUGAGAGCUUCCUGGACCCAUUGGCCGUCACUCUGCAAAGCAUUCGACCACAAGGAUUCAAGCGCUUCCUGGUCUUUACCGAGUUGACCAAGAGUCGCAAAGGAACCGACUACGUCGCUCUUUUCGUCUACUUCGCUUUCAAAGGCGCCAUUCGCGUCAUCAUUGCCGAAGGUCCACGUCAAGUCGUAAACGCCUUGACCCUCAAGGGCCUUCUCACUGACGAUCUACUCAACACUCAAAGCAGCGAGCGAAACUCAUUCGACCAAUUCUGGUACAAUGUCGAGCAAGUUGCGGAUCGAAACCCCAUGGAGGCUGCCAUCUACUGCUCUAUGCUGUUCACUCUUGUCAUUUGGGUGUUCAGUGCACUGAGUCUAAUCAUCUCGGCGAUCCUCUACCUGCUUUUCCUCUGGCACUACAUCCCGAAAAGCGAUGGAAGGCUUAGUGUCUACUGCAAGAGGAAGGUCGAUCGAAGGCUGGCGAAAAUCGUUGAGCACAAGGUUCAAGCCGCCAUCGAGAAAGAACAAAAGAAGGCAGCCAAAGUGGAACGGCGAGAAGAGCUCAAACGGCAGAAGACGGGCGAGCUGCCUCCACCACGAGCACCUACCUUCAAAGCUCAGCCGACGCUGCCAACGCUGGAAGACUCUCCCGACUUGAAAAAGGAAGACAAGCUGCCAGAUUUCGCACUUGUGAGGCAGGACACCUCUAACUCUGUCUCAACUCUGCCUGCAUACUCCAGCAGGCCACCCACACGCAAUGGCAACCCAAUGCAGCGACAACCAACUUUGCCAGCUUUGGACACCAAUGUUCACCCUGGCAUGGGUCCACGAUCAGGCACGCAAACAUCACAGUGGUCGGCAGCACCAAGCUACUCGACCGAUGCGCCCCUGUUGGCGAAUGCUGGAUACGCUGGAGAAGCUGAUGUGUCGGCCAUGCCUCCGUCAGUGAUCAGUCGUCAAACCUCGUAUUCGUCCUUCAAUGCGCCGUUUCAUGAUCGCAAUGGCUCACAGGGCUCAAUGGGAUCUGUGAGAGCCGGCUCAGUCAGGACUUUCACCCCUGGCCCAGGUCCACGAGUUCAGACGCCCAUGUCCGCGAGAUCAUACACGCCUGUCCCGCAUAACGGCCAAGGCAACUAUCCUCGUGCGCCUCCGGCACCUCGGAUACCUCUGCCAGUGCGAUCAAACACCGCACAUGGCUAUGAGCAGAACCCACAAGCUAUGAACAUGCCGGGUCCAGACAAUUUCGCCAGACCACCGCCGCGAGCAGGAACUGCUGAUGGAUUCCGCCCCCUGCCACACGACAACAGCGAAUCUUCGUUCAGCAGCUUGCACAGCCAGCAGUCCUUCAGCCGGCCUAUGCCAGGCCGCAAGCCAUCUAACCCGAGCUUUCGCGCAUACACGCCGGCACCAGUUCCUGAGGAUCGGGCAACCUCACCACAAAACAGCUACGAGAUGAAGGCGUCGCCAGUCCACAGUCAGCCACAGAAUACUGGCUAUACAGCCUUCAACCCUUCCAUGCACAGCGCUACACCGGCCCCUCAGGAACCACGCCGGAACGUAACGGUGUCCGGUGCUCCAGGGGGCGCUGACUACUUUGGCCAAAUCCAUCACGGUGUGCCACAGCGAAGCGCUACGGCUCCAAUUGAGCCCCAGCGUGCCAGCGUGGCGUAUGCUGGAGACAUUCUGGACGAGUACGGUCCGUCUGACGACGAGGGGGCCCAACGCCAUUCAAACCCAGCCAGCGGCCCGCCAAGAGCUGCUACUACUGGUCCAGGACCACAUGGAGGUCAGGGACAAUGGCGAGCCUACUGA